Peromyscus eremicus (cactus mouse) is the source of this 836-nucleotide messenger RNA. RefSeq names its product chromosome 4 C11orf91 homolog (gene C4H11orf91). NCBI's taxonomy places the organism in Eukaryota, Metazoa, Chordata, Mammalia, Rodentia, Cricetidae. The transcript is spliced from 2 exons. The coding region runs from base 73 to 657 and encodes 194 amino acids. The record is from RefSeq and is a predicted model, not a curated record.
AUUCGGAGACACGGGGCGUCGGCGCGCGUCGCCCGGCGCGGGAUUCCUCUCACGCAGACUCCCAUUCAAAAGAUGCCGAAGGGGCGGCGCGGCAGCCAGAACCCCAAGAUGAGCCAGCGGCCGGCCCCGCCCCUCUACUUCCCGUCGCUCUACGACCGGGGCAUCUCGUCGUCUCCGCUGAGCGAUUUUAACAUCUGGAAGAAGCUCUUCGUGCCGCUAAAGGCGGGCGGGGCGCCGGCGGGCGCGGUGGCGGCGGUAGCGGGGGUCCGACCCCUGCCUCUGGCAGCCCCCGCCACGGUGCCGCCGCCGCCGCCUGGCCUGGGUCCCCCCAGCGAGCGCCCGUGCCCUCCGCCUUGGCCGUCCGGCCUGGCCUCUAUACCUUACGAGCCUCUGCGCUUCUUCUACUCGCCGCCGCCAGGGCCCGAGAUGGCAACUGCAGCCCUGGUCCCCGGCUCCACGACCCCCUGGCUCGCCUCCGCCUCCCACCCCGAGGAGCUGUGCGAGCUAGAGAUCCGGAUUAAGGAGCUGGAGCUGCUCACCAUCACUGGAGACGGCUUCGACUCCCAGCGCUAUAAGUUCCUGAAGGCGCUGAAAGAUGAAAAGUUACAAGGACUGAAGACGACCAGGCAACCUGGAAAGUCGGCCUCCGUCUCCUGAGGAGCUGCCCCCCAGAGCUGGGCAGCCACCUCCUUAGAUGUUAGUGCUUAGAUAAUGUGUCCUUUUGUUGUCAUUUCAAAGAUGGUUAUUUUCUGUUCUGUAGUUACUACUGUUAUUGUUGCUCCAGCACGUACUUCACAUACAGUUGCCCGCUUGCAUAGUAAACCUCAUGGCCUCUC